GUGAUCCUGUGCUUUCAUCGCAAUGCUUAGCUGUGCGCGAGUGUGAUGAUGAUGGUGCUCCUUGGAAGGAUAAUCUGAUCGGGCAAAAAAUCAAUCCGUGUUCCAGUGGUGGCCAUGGCUUCUGUAAAGACCUGGACGCUAGACAACAAUCCUCUGGUUGCGUCGAAACCCGCCAUAGAAAUAGAGCGAAGCCAGCAGCAGUACGCCAAACAGAAUGUGGUUCUUCCACCGAUACCCAUUUCCAGAAGGUCUGCGAUUCUCAUCUCCGUGCUGCCUUUGGGGCUAAUUUCGCCGCCCCGACCAUCACUGGCCAGAGAGAGGCGCAACCGGACGGCCAUCCCUCUUGAAGAUUACCUCACCGCCACUGAUGGGUUGAAAUACUACGACAUUGUUGAAGGAAAGGGCCCGGUGGCAGAAAAGGGAUCAACAGUACAAGUGCAUUUUGAUUGUGUAUAUCGUGGUAUUACAGCAAUAUCAAGUCGAGAAUCUAAACUCUUAGCUGGAAAUCGCAUCAUCGCUCAGCCUUAUGAGUUCAAGAUUGGAGCUCCCCCCGGAAAGGAAAGAAAGCGUGAAUUUGUUGACAACCCGAAUGGCUUGUUCUCUGCACAGGCUGCACCAAAACCGCCGCCAGCUAUGUAUACAGUAACUGAAGGGAUGAAAGUUGGAGGAAAGAGGACUGUAAUAGUUCCUCCUGAAGCUGGAUAUGGCCAGAAGGGUAUGAACGAAAUUCCAGUAAGCCCUCAAUAGCCAUGCCAGGAGCUACAUUUGCGUUGAAUGUUGAGCUCUUGCAAGUAAUGCCACCAGAAGGGAAGUAGCCUAAUUCAGGGUAUCAGAGGUC
This is a messenger RNA of Diospyros lotus (date-plum), 838 nucleotides long. RefSeq names its product peptidyl-prolyl cis-trans isomerase FKBP18, chloroplastic. Gene Ontology annotation, cellular component: chloroplast thylakoid lumen. Lineage: Eukaryota; Viridiplantae; Streptophyta; Magnoliopsida; Ericales; Ebenaceae. Gene Ontology annotation, molecular function: peptidyl-prolyl cis-trans isomerase activity. Bases 115 to 747 code for a protein of 210 amino acids. The transcript is spliced from 6 exons. The record is from RefSeq and is a predicted model, not a curated record.